Lycium ferocissimum is the source of this 2699-nucleotide messenger RNA. RefSeq names its product protein ALTERED PHOSPHATE STARVATION RESPONSE 1. The transcript has 4 exons. Lineage: Eukaryota; Viridiplantae; Streptophyta; Magnoliopsida; Solanales; Solanaceae. The record is from RefSeq and is a predicted model, not a curated record. Bases 436 to 2322 code for a protein of 628 amino acids.
UCACCGUGAGAUUAUAACAAAAAUUUGGCACUCUGUCCAACAACUAUUGCCUCUGUAUAAAUCCAAAUUGAUGUUUUCUUCGUGUUGCUCUUCCUCUUGUUCCUCUCCCAUCCCCCUUUUCACGUUAUAAAGCAUUUCAAUUUUGCAAUGGGGAUUUUGUUGGUGUUCUGAAAGUGGGGAUAGCUGGUGUAAAGAUUCAGUAUUUGAUCUGUCAGAGUAAGCUUAAAAAAAAAAGGACCUAGAAGAGUACUUUUAUUUUUUAAAAUUAUUCUUUUUGGUCUGAAAUAGCUGUGUCAGUCUUUGGAGUACAACACACAUGGAACAUGGUUGAUAAUUCAAGAAAGGAAAAAGUUUAAAGUGAGUCUUAGCUGCUAGCUUUGCUCUUUAUUGUUGUUCUUAGUUCUGUUUGGAAGAGGAGAAAAAUCAAGUCAAAAAAUGGGUUGCUGGUAUUCAAGAUUAGAGAGAGAAGAGUUAGUGUCAAGAUGCAAAGCUCGAAAGAGGUACAUGAAACAGUUAGUUAAAUCAAGACAAGCUUUCUCUGCUUCACAUUCCAUGUACUUACGUUCACUUAGAAACACUGGUUCCGCUUUACUUCAGUUCGCUACCGGAGAAACCGAUCUCCACCCACACAACCACCACUUACCACCACUUCCUCCGUCACCACCACGGCGUCUCACCACCCCACCCCCACCACCCCCAAUGAGCCCCACUUCCUGGACAACCACCUCAACCACCACUUCCUCUGCCCUACCACCACCACCUCCGCCGCCUCCACCACCGCCGCCUCCGGCGGCAUCAAACUGGGAUUUCUGGGACCCAUUUGUGCCGCCACCGUCAUCUUCAAGAUCAGUUACGGAGGAAGAAUGGGAUGAGACGACUGUUACGUCUGAGGUGGCGGCUACCACCACGGUUGGGGCGGCGAGUGUGGCGGCGCCUCCGUCUGUGGUGAGUCAGUUUAGUAAAGAGACUACUACUACUAGUGAGCUGGCGGUGGUGGUGUCUACUAAAGGGAAAGACUUGGUGGAGAUUAUUAAAGAGCUUGAUGAGUACUUUCUUAAUGCUGCUGAUGCUGGUGGACAACUCUCAUUGCUUUUGGAAGUUCCUAAUUGUGCUUUUUCUGAACAAAGAUCUGCAGAUAAGUUGAUGAGUCCAUUUUCAUGGUCGUUUGGUGGAAGUUCAAGAUGGAAUGGAAUUGGCAGAUUUUGUGAUGAUCCUAUGAACAAAGCUAUGAAUGGGGCUAAUAAUGCUAAAGCUUCGCAUUGUUCUACAGUGGAGAGAUUAUAUGCUUGGGAGAAAAAACUCUAUCUCGAGGUCAAGCAUGCUGAAACAUUAAAAUUGGAGCAUGAGAAAAAGGGAGCCCACGCGAGGAAGCUAGAGAUGAAGAGGGCUGAUUAUGUGAAGACUGAGAAAGCUAAGAAGGAAGUGGAGAAGUUAGAAUCACAAAUGAUGGUUGCUUCACAAGCUAUUGAGACCACAUCAGCUGAAAUCAUCAAAUUAAGGGAGUCAGAGCUCUAUCCACAACUCUUUGAACUGGUCAAAGGAUUGAUGUACAUGUGGAGAAGCAUGUAUGAGUGCCAUCACGUUCAAACGCACAUAGUUCAGCAGCUGAAGUAUCUCAAUACCGUGCCAUCAACUUAUCCUACCUCUGAGCUUCAUCGACAAUCAACACUACAACUUGAGCUUGAACUGGAACAAUGGCACCUAUCUUUUUGCAACCUAGUGAAAUCUCACCGUGAUUAUAUUCAGUCCCUUACUGGCUGGCUCCGUCUUAGCCUCUUCCAACUUGGCAACAAUCCAGUACAUAAGACUGACCAGGACAAUGCAGUUUACUCCCUUUGUGAAGAGUGGCAUCUUGCAGUUAACAAUGCUCCAGACAAAGUAGCAUCGGAAGGAAUCAACAGUCUACUAACUGUUAUCCAUGCCAUUGUGGUGCAGCAAUCAGAAGAGCUCAAGCAAAAAAAGAAGUCGGAGAUGGCAUUUAAAGAGCUUGACAAGAAGUCUUCCGAGCUUCGGUCAUUAGAGUCCAAGUAUGGCCCAUAUUCUAUACCUGAUUCCUCUAGUACAAGAAGCAAGAACCCUGUAACCGAAAAACGAGCUAAGGUGGAGGCAAUAAGAGCAAAAGCCGAGGAUGAGAAGGCCAAGUAUGACAAAGCGGUGAGUGUAACGAGGGCAAUGACAUUGAACAAUCUACAAAUGGGGUUGCCACAUGUUUUUCAGGCUGUGACGGGUUUUGCCAAUGUGUGGACACAUGCAUUUGAGUCGGUAUAUAAUCAAGCAAAAAAUACUGAUCAGGUUCAUGAAAUGAAGAGGAUUUUACCUUGAGAGAUACAGAGCAAGCUUCCUUGUGGUCGGGCCAGCCAGAAGAAAAAAUGUAUAUAUGUGUUCUUGAAACUUGUUUUCCCCUCCUGCAGCCUAGAGGGUUUUCCAGUAUGUGCUGUAAUUUAUUGGAAAUGCAGAUUUUCUUAAGAGUGCAAAUGAGAUGAUUACAGUUUUUAAGCAAUCUUUGGUCGUGUAAGUACGGCUGCUGAUGGAGGUAGAUGAUAUUGGUUGCGUUUGGCAUUUUAGAGGAUAUUAGGAUUUUUGAAUUAUGUUUUAGCUUUGCUCGGAAAACAGUUCCUACAGUUGCAAGUGUUUUCCAUUUUUCCUUUUGGAUUAGUUUUGCGAAAGUUGGCAUUAUAUGUAGUUUUCAAUCGGGUACU